AUGCAACGACGACCUCUCUUCCACCGCGAGAGGCAGGAGAUCCAAGUCUCCCGCCCUGGGAGGAGAUGUGGCCUGGCACCGGAGUACUGGGGCAAGGGGAUUGCAAAGGAAGCUGCGGAAGCGAUCAUGCGGUGGGCUGUGAACGAGCGAGGCGUGAAGAGGUUCAUUGCUGAGACGGAGAGGGGGAAUGUGCAAAGUGCGAGGCUGUUGCAGAAAAUGGGUUUUGUGGAGAGCGGAACAGACUACUGGAAAGAGCCGAGUGAGGUGGAAUGGGCGCUGGAUGUAAAAUAUCUCAUAGAAUUGAAGGGAUAG
Aspergillus melleus is the source of this 312-nucleotide messenger RNA. Its product is annotated as GNAT family N-acetyltransferase. The coding region runs from base 1 to 312 and encodes 103 amino acids. Gene Ontology annotation, molecular function: acyltransferase activity, transferring groups other than amino-acyl groups. The record is from RefSeq and is a predicted model, not a curated record. NCBI's taxonomy places the organism in Eukaryota, Fungi, Ascomycota, Eurotiomycetes, Eurotiales, Aspergillaceae. The transcript has a single exon.